AAACUUGUUUCAUUUAACUAUGCAGUUACUACCUAACCUCAAAUGCGGAGUAGUCUUGCAUGUUGUCUUGGGAUGGUCUUGGGUCUUGGUGUUUUCUAAAAGGUGUUUUCUAAGGUGUAUUCAUUGAAAAAAAAAACAAAUUUUGGAAAAGUAUAAUUAUCUUAUACUGUAAUUUUACGUUGCAUAAAAGAUAAUAAUUGAUUCCAGCCAUCAAGAUGACUAACAUGGUGCAUUGUCAGUUAUGGAUGGGCAGUUUGGAGCCCUACAUGACCGAAACCUUUAUAUUAAACGCUUUUCGAAAAAUGGGUGAAACUCCAUUAAACGUUAAAGUUAUGAGAAACAAAUUCACAGGCGAACCGGCAGGAUAUUGUUUUGUUCAUUUUGCUAAUGACGAUGAGGCAAUUGAUGCUAUGCACAAGCUUAACUCGAAGCCUAUUCCAGGUACAACUCCACCUGUUCGAUUUAGAUUAAACAAUGCCAGUAAUAACCCAGGCAGACAAAUUGUCGAUAGAGAGUUUUCUGUUUGGGUUGGAGAUCUAAGUCCUGAUGUUGAUGAUUACAAUUUAUACAGGGUAUUUUCUUCAAAAUAUAAUACAAUUAAGACAGCAAAAGUUAUUUUGGACAACAGUGGUUUCAGUAAGGGAUAUGGAUUUGUUAGAUUUGGAAGUGAGGAUGAGAUGAAAGACAGUUUGGUUACAAUGAAUGGUUACAUUGGCCUGGGAACCAAAGCCUUAAAGAUCUGUAAUGCGGUUCCUAAACCUAAAGGUGUUGGAGAUACUCCAACAUCUAAUGGAAGUGCAUCAGUUUCUACAACAGAUACUAGUAGUACUUAUAAUCAAUAUUAUGAUCCUUCAUCCUACUGGCAAAAUUAUGCAGCAAACUGGCAACAGAAUUAUUAUGACCAAAAUUCGACUGCAGUACAACAUGGGGCCUAUGCAGCUCCCCAAGAAGAUGUUAAGAAGGAGGAUGAUUUAGAACUAAUAGAGCACACUGUAUCUUUGGAUGUGGAAAAGUUAAACAGAGAAAAAACAGAUCAAGACUGCAAUUUGUGGGAUGCCAUUGAGAGUUCAAAAUGGUUACCAUGUGAAGUUUUGGAGGUAGCCUAAUUUAAAUAAUAAUUGUAUAUCUAAACUUGUACUUGAGCUGUCUAGAAAAGAUAUUUGAAUUAAAUAUCCUGUAUGGUUAAGAAUAUGAUUUGUAAAAUUGUUUUUUUAAUUUUUUUAAAGAUAAAAAGAAUAAAAAAACUUUCUUUUGUUGCGCAAACAAA
Messenger RNA from Sitophilus oryzae (rice weevil), 1267 nucleotides. RefSeq names its product tRNA selenocysteine 1-associated protein 1 (gene Secp43). The transcript has 5 exons. The record is from RefSeq and is a predicted model, not a curated record. The coding region runs from base 216 to 1106 and encodes 296 amino acids. Gene Ontology annotation, molecular function: RNA binding. NCBI's taxonomy places the organism in Eukaryota, Metazoa, Arthropoda, Insecta, Coleoptera, Curculionidae.